CGCCAGCCAUGGGUCCCACUCAGCACCAGUUCAACCCUUAUGCCGACAACGGCGGCUCGAUCCUCGCCAUCUCGUCGUCCAAGUUUGCCGUCAUUGCCGGCGACACGCGCCAGUCGUCCGGCUACUCGAUCGAGACGCGCACCGCAAAGCGCGUGUACCAGCUCACGCCCGACUGCGCCGUCGCCGUACAGGGCUUCAUGGGCGACGCCAUGGCCUUUGUCAAGCGGUUGAAGCAGCGCCUCGAGUGGUACGGCCACACCCACAACGAGGUGCCCCCACUCAAGUCGAUCGCCCGCCUCGUCCAGACCAUGCUCUACGGCAAGCGCUUCUUCCCCUACUACUCCUACGUGAUCCUGGCCGGCAUCGACCGCGACGGGACGGGCGCCGUCUACUCGUUCGACCCGGUCGGGAGCUACGAGCGCGAGAGCUGCCGUGCGCACGGCAGCGCCCAGUCGCUCGUCCAGCCCUUCCUCGACAACAUGAUCUACAAGAAGAACCAGGUCCCCGACCCGUCGCAGCCGGCUCCCGUCGCCGGCGAGCGCCCCGAAUUCGAGCUCGACGAGGUCAAGCAGCUCCUCACCGACGCCUUUACGGGCGCCGCCGAGCGCCACAUCGAGGUCGGUGACGGGCUCGACAUGCUCGUCAUCGAGAAGGGCAAAGAGGGCAAGCCGACGAGCAUGCAGUGGGUCAACUUGCCGCUCAAGCGGGACUAGACGUUCGAGGCGCGCGAGACGACGAGGAGGACGAGGAGAGCGAGGGGCGAGCGGUCGCCCACCUUUGUACCAUGCAUCGACGAGCAGUCUUUUCUCACGCUCGC
Molecule: messenger RNA, 817 nt
Organism: Rhodotorula graminis WP1
Lineage: Eukaryota; Fungi; Basidiomycota; Microbotryomycetes; Sporidiobolales; Sporidiobolaceae
Exons: 6
Coding region: 9-713 (234 amino acids)
Cellular component (GO): proteasome core complex
Source: RefSeq, a predicted model, not a curated record